Miscanthus lutarioriparius is the source of this 1008-nucleotide messenger RNA. Lineage: Eukaryota; Viridiplantae; Streptophyta; Magnoliopsida; Poales; Poaceae. The record is from the annotation of a GenBank genome assembly.
AUGAGGGAUGGAUCUUCGUCUCUUCUCUAUGGACUCUGCAAGGGCCUACCCUUCGGCCUCGGCGUCCGCCUGGCCGGCGGGGUCAACGCCGUCGCGCUGCUCUCCCUGUCCACCGGCCAGAUCUGGGUGCUCGCUCCGAAGCUGGCUGCGGACGGCCGGACGGUGGAGCUACACAAGUGCGCGGUCGUCGAGCUCGAGCCGACGCGGCCCGUGUACGCGAUGGAAGUCGCAAUGGGAAGGCUGCUGCUCGGGGAGGCUGGCGGCUUGCGCGUCUUCCCGCUGCGGGGUUUGAUGAAGCGCGGAAAGGAGAGGGAGGGGAAGAAAGAAGUUGCUAUGGCGGUAGGGAGGAAGGCCUGCCACAAGAUGUACGGGAUGCUGAAUGGCUUAGUUGUGCCAGUUAAGCGUGUUAGCUAUGGGGGCAGUGGUGAAGGCGAUGUUGUUUCCACUUGUAAGCUCACAACUCUGAGGGUAAAACAGAGUUCAGGAAGCUAUUGCUCUUUUUUGUUGGCAUUUCAAAAUGAUGAUCACAAGUCAGAAGGCAGCAUGGAAUUGCUGAAAUCAGUGAAAGCUGUUUCGAUCCAUCCUCUUUCCAAGAACAAGUUUUUGGUACUGGAUUCAUCUGGAGUGUUGCAUGUCUUCAGUCUUUCAACAACAGAAAUGGGCUCAGGAGCUGCCAGCAAGCAAUAUUCUGAAAAUAUCCAUACAUAUCGCUUGGAUUAUCCCAUGAAAGUGCAAUUAUCUGCUGUCUUUUCAGUUACCUCUAUAAAGACACAAAUUUUUUGGGUUUCAGAUGGUGGACAUACUGUACAUGUAAUGUCAGCGGUUGAGACUGAAUCCCCAAACGGUGACAAUGGAGACGUUACCGGAGAAAGAGGGUUAGCAACUAUCAAGCUUUCAGCUAUUGAAGCAAUCUUUGCAAGUGAAAGAGUUCAGGACAUUGUAUCUAUCUCCAAAGAUUCAGUCCUUAUCCUUGGUCAAGGCAACAUGUUUCUGUAUGGAACUUCUUGA